UGGUACCGACCGUCGCAUCGGGUCAAAUUUCAUUAAAACCCUAGUCUUCUCACUAUCGGUUCUGCCAUUCUCUCUGCACUUCGUUCCGGCGCUCCUUCCCGUCUCUCUCUACUGUGCUUCCAUUCAAGGUAUUUGCUUCAUUCACUUGUAUCAAUUUCACCGUACACUUGUAUCAAUUCAUCCAUUGCUUCAUCUUCUGUCUUCAAUUCAUCAAUUGGUGUCAAUUUCUCACCAUUUCGCCCAAAAUUCAUUAUCUUCUCAAUUUUCUCCCAAAAUGAGUGAAAUUGUUUCCAAUGAUCAAGUUGAUGCUCAAGCCGGGUUCAAGGCUUACGCCGACCCACACAUCAUUGAGGAGAGAACUCUUAAACAAGAUGACAUCCCGGUUGCCAUUCUUGAACUCAUUCAAGAACAAGGUUGGAGUUUCUUUCUUCAACUCCAAGCCCCCGUUUACCUGGAACUCGUUCAUCAAUUCUAUUCUUCGAUGAAAUAUCAUCCCCAAGACCCUUCCAUUACCGCCAUUGUCGCCGGCAAAACCUUCGGAUUCAACACCCAAAACCUUUCCAAAUGGUUUCACAUAGGGCGUCAAGGAGUCUCCACCUAUUGCAAAAAGGGGUGGAUUACCGAUGCACGAGAUUUUAACUUCGAUUCUUGCCUUCGAGUGCUAAAUAACAUUGCCCUUGACCAUGUCUUUGAGGACCCGCACUACUUUCUUCGUAGGCCAAAUGUCCAAGACUUACCCGCAAAUAGGUUCAUCCUCCUCAAAAUCCUCAAAGAAAAUGUCAUCUCGGUCCUUAACAAAGAUAAACAAGUUGGGCUUUAUGAAUGCACUCUCUUAUAUUGGCUCCUCACUCGCAAGAAAAUCAAUCUUCCUUCCAUCAUCCUUAAACACAUGCACGAAUGCUCCAACCACCUAAACAAACCCUAUGGCAUGCUUAUUACCCACAUCUUUGCCAAGAGGGAAAUUCUUGAGGUGCGCCCUUCUCGUGUCCGCUAUCUUGACGCGGAGUGCCUUGGCUAUUGUGGCCUUGUAAAGAUGGGAGAGGAGUAUAACAUGAAGAAGGAGUUUCAAAAUCUUGAUGAAGCGACACGAGCGGAGUAUGGUCCUCGGCAUUCCAUGUCAUCUUUGCCUUCCACUUCACGCGCACCCCGGGCCGAAGCCGAAGAAAAUGGAAACACGGAGGUCCCCAUUUGUGCUCCUCGGGUCAAACGCUCAAAGUCGGCAUCUCAUGCUUCCUCGGCCUCUCUCAUGCAUCGUCACUCUCACAUGGCUUCCACUUCCAAAAAUCCCUUUAAGAAGUUCAAGAAAUUCAUCCUCAAGACCGUGGUGGCUCCGAUGAGAAAACAUCAAGAAAGCCUCGAUGACCUCUCGGAUCGGAUGAAGAAGAUGGAGGACCGUGAGAAUCGCCAAAAGCAAAACGAGGAUCGUGCUUCUAGACGCCGCUAAGUGUUGAGCAUUUGACAAUAU
Molecule: messenger RNA, 1465 nt
Organism: Cuscuta campestris
Lineage: Eukaryota; Viridiplantae; Streptophyta; Magnoliopsida; Solanales; Convolvulaceae
Source: the annotation of a GenBank genome assembly